AUGGCGCCGAAGACCAAUCUAGACCUAGUGAGUGAGUGUGAUAGCUUUCCAUACUAUUCAGACAACCCGGAAGUGUACAAGGCCAAGAUAGCAAACUACUACUCUUUUCUAUUGGAGGGAUGUGGCGCCACGUUGGGGUACAUGCCCUCCAGAAUUGCAAAGCAAAUGCCCAUUAACCAGCAUUGGAAACUCGACACACAGCGAGGGACUCUGACUUUCCAGCCGAGAGAUGCAGAGGGAGCGCCGGUCGUGGAUUUUGAGUCACGGAACUGGAUAUUGGCUGAUUAUCUCUAUGAAGUGAAAGAGAAGAAGGUUUUUCAAAUCCUUGACGGUUGGCGGAAUGAACGCUUUCCUAUUUAUGGGCCCAAGAAGGAAGUCCUUCUGAGUAUGGAACGUGCAGCCACCGCGCUCUUCGGCGUGGUCACCUACGGUGUGCACAUGACAGGCUAUGUUGUGACUGAUGAAGGCAUGAAAAUUUGGACACCUCGCCGUGCGUUGAACAAGCAGACAUACCCGGGAAUGAUGGACAACACGGUGGCCGGUGGUUUGAGUAUUGGGGAGCAGCCUUUCGAGUGUUUGGUCAGGGAAGCUGAAGAAGAGGCGUCACUUCCCGCUGAUCUCGUGCGUACAGCGCAGGCCUGUGGAGCCACGACUUACUUGCAUAUCCGGGACGCCAGGGCCGGAGGAGAACUUGAUCUCUGUCAACCGGAAUGCGAAUAUCUCUAUGAUCUCAAGAUGCCUCCAGAGGUCAUACCGAAGCCCGGCGACAAUGAGGCCAUCGACUUUCAGCUUCUGUCAAUACAGGAGGUUCAGAGUGCCAUGGCCGCCGGAAGGUUCAAACCCAACUGUGCCCAAGUGCUGUUGGAGUUCUUUGUGAGACAUGGUAUCCUGACACCUGAGAACGAGCCUGAUUACAAUCAGAUCAUUUGGAAACUCCACCGGAGGCUGGAAUUCCCAACUAUCUAG
Exophiala aquamarina CBS 119918 is the source of this 966-nucleotide messenger RNA. RefSeq lists its product as uncharacterized. Lineage: Eukaryota; Fungi; Ascomycota; Eurotiomycetes; Chaetothyriales; Herpotrichiellaceae. The record is from RefSeq and is a predicted model, not a curated record. Bases 1 to 966 code for a protein of 321 amino acids. The transcript has 2 exons. Gene Ontology annotation, molecular function: 8-oxo-dGDP phosphatase activity.